Molecule: messenger RNA, 1212 nt
Organism: Coccidioides immitis RS
Lineage: Eukaryota; Fungi; Ascomycota; Eurotiomycetes; Onygenales; Onygenaceae
Exons: 2
Coding region: 1-1212 (403 amino acids)
Source: RefSeq, a predicted model, not a curated record
AUGGACGAAUUCGCCCAGACGCGCGGCGUCGACGACCUUUUCGACGACGAGAUUAUCCCUGUCGCACCCUCGCAAGUCGAGGUCGAGUACACUGACGAUGUUCAACCAUACGAUGCCGCGCAACCAGAUGCCGUCUCCCCUCAGGCCCCGCAGGAGCCUACACCUGUCGAUCGAAACGGCGGACAAUAUAAUCGAAGACGUGGGAAUGGCGGAGGUCGAGGACCACGCGGGGGCCUAUAUGUCAGAGGUGCAAAGUCGACUGCCACCGUAAAUCGGCAGCAAGAUGAGACCGAGAGCACGGUAAAUCAUGAGUCAACGAGUAAUCAGUCUGAUAAGGAACAAGCGCCCGCGGGAGCAACCGAACUUACUGGUGCGGAUGGCGGUGACCCAAAGCAGAAGGAAGUUGUGAAGCCAAAGGUGCCUGCUGUACGCGGGGACAGGAGUGGUACUGGUGGUAUCAAGAAACCUAGACUUACUGAAGGAGAACUAUCGGAGCGGAUGGCAGCCGUCAAGAUUGCGGCAGCCAAACGCGCCGCCGCCCAUGCUCGCGCAGAAGCAGACGAGGCUUCGUUUCAGCAACGCGAGCGAAUUGCGGCAGAGAGACGCGCCCAAGAGCGCCAGAAUCAUCGUGUCAUGACAAAUGAGCGUGAACAAAAUAGGCAAAGAAAACUCCGGGCGCAAACUGGCCGGGAAUGGGAUGCAGAGAAAUCGCAAGAUACGUUUGGAGACCGUGGAAGGGGCAGAGGUGCUUAUCGCCGUGGCAUGCACGGCGGUGUUGUAAGUGAGGGCCACAGAAGAGAGAAUUUUACGACUUUUCAAGAUGGCGAGACCGAGAAAUUUGGUGACAAUGGAUACCGUGGACGAGGAGGCCGAGGCGCCCGUGGCGGACGGGGACGUGCAUCCGGGCGUGGUCGAGGCCGUGGAUGCCCGACGAGUCCCAACAACGCUGAUGUUCCGCCGAAUGCAGCUGCUCAGGACACAGGCGUCCAGUCGCCUCCCGCCCUCGGAGCUGACAGUGAAUUCCCUGCUUUGCCCGGCAGUAAUAAGGAUGAGGCUCGGGCCAUGUCUCUGAAUACGGAGCAGCCGUCCGCUGCCGUGAGCACCGAUGCUUCGAUUUCUCCAACACCAAUUCAGGGGUCGUGGGCUGAUCAUGUCGACGAACUCCACAAAGCCGAAGCAGAAGCCGAGAAUAAGGCUUCUCAGUCUACCUGA